AAAAUAGUUGAAUAAGACGAGUGUUUUUGAAUUAAAAAGGAAAAAACAAGAAGAAGAGCGCUAGUCCUUAAAAUCGAAGAAGGUUAAGGAAAAUGGAGAGUUGACUCGCUUAAAAAGGUCAAAAUCAAUUUCUCUCUCUUGAAUUUCUGCCAUCAUCCUCUAAUUCUAUCAUUCCCCCUACUGUCUGUUGUCCUGUCUGUCCAUUGUUCCAAGCACGUGCGUCCCUCUCUCACGUCACGUGCACCACCACCACCUCUACAGCUCCUCCCUCUCUCUCUCUCUCUCUACAGACACACAGACCACCACGCCUCUCUAACAUCAUUAUCACCAUUUGAAUCAUUCUUCCGUUUGGAAAAUAAUUAUACAAUCAUCAUUGCUAUGAUGUGAAGAAAAGCGCGAUGCACGCCUACAAUCGGCUCCCGAGCAGCGGACAAAGCAGCCCCCAAUCCCCGCCCUCGUCGCCGCUCAGCCGCUCCCCGCGCUACCGCCACCGCGGCUCCAAAUCGGGCCGCCCGCCGCCCAAGACGCUCGCGCAGCGCCUCGUCUGGAUCCUGCUCUCUUUCCUCCUCAAGCGCCAGGGGAUUUUCCUCUUCGCGCCUCUUCUCUACAUCUCCGGUAUGCUCUUCUACAUGGGAACGGUGUCGUUUGACGUCGUUCCGGUCAUUAAGCACAGGCCUCCCCCCGGCUCCAUCUACCGGAGCCCCCAGCUCUAUGCUAAGCUCCGCCCGGAAAUGGACUCCGAUAAUUCCUCUGCGGAUGCGAUAUCAACUAUAUGGAAACAUUCUUAUAAAGUUGGUGAAUGGAGACCAUGUAUCAGCAAGUCUUUUGAAGGCUUACCAGAGUCAAAUGGAUUUAUAUUUGUCGAGGCCAAUGGUGGUCUAAAUCAACAAAGAACAUCGAUAUGCAAUGCUGUCGCUGUUGCUGGCUACCUUAACGCAACUCUUGUGAUUCCAAAUUUUCAUUAUCACAGUAUUUGGAGAGAUCCGAGCAAAUUUGGUGACAUAUAUGAUGAAGAAUUCUUCAUUAAAACCCUUGAAAAUGAUGUUCGGAUAGUUGGAACGAUCCCUGGGUACAUAAUGGAGCGGUUUGACCAUAACAUGAGCAAUGUAUACAACUUCAGGAUAAAAGCCUGGUCGUCUAUCAAAUACUAUACAGAUACAGUUCUUCCAAAGCUGCUUGAAGAAAAGAUUAUAAGGAUUUCUCCUUUUGCAAAUCGAUUGUCAUUUGAUGCUCCGCCAGCUGUACAACGACUUAGAUGCUUGGCAAAUUAUCAAGCUCUAAGGUUUUCAGACCCGAUAUCAAGUUUGGGUGAAACUUUGGUUGCAAGGAUGAAAAAGCUCAGUGCAAAUAAUAGUGGCAAAUAUAUCUCUGUGCAUCUUCGCUUUGAGGAGGACAUGGUUGCAUUUUCUUGUUGUGUAUAUGAUGGUGGAGACAGAGAAAAACUAGACAUGGAUGCUGCUAGGGAAAGAGGUUGGAAGGGAAAAUUUACUAAGCGUGGAAAAGUCAUUCGGCCUGGAGCCAUCAGAUUAAAUGGGAAAUGUCCAUUAACACCUUUAGAGGUAGGUUUGAUGCUCAGGGGAAUGGGCUUCGACAAAAGUACAUCAAUCUAUUUGGCAUCUGGAAAGAUAUAUGACUCUGAGAGGUACAUGGCCCCAUUAUUGGAAAUGUUUCCGUUACUACAAACAAAAGAGAUGUUGGCAUCUGCUGAGGAACUGGCUCCAUUCCAGAAUUACUCAUCCAGAAUGGCUGCCAUAGACUACACUGUUUGUCUUCAUAGUGAAGUUUUUGUAACAACUCAAGGUGGAAAUUUCCCUCAGUUUCUUUUGGGGCACAGAAGAUAUUUGUAUGGUGGUCACUCCAGGACAAUUAGGCCUGACAAGCGGAAGUUAGCAUUAUUAUUUGAUAAUCUAAAUAACGGGUGGAAAAGCUUCAAGCGUCAAAUGCUAAAUAUCCGAAGUCAUAGUGACUCGAAAGGUAUUGAGCUCAAAAGACCAAAUGACUCGAUAUAUUCAGUUCCUUGUCCAGAUUGCAUGUGCAAAGUGAACAAGACCGAGGAUUCAAGAUCAUCAUCUGCAACGUAAAGGGGUCCUCCCGUUCCCUUUAAGUUGUGUGCACAUGUGGCUGCUAACCCGAGAUCUCGAUUCUGAUUCUUUGAUUUUUUAGCUCUCCCUCAGGGAGAGGGCGCCACUCUGCUUGUGGAUAGUGAUUUGUAGGAAGAAUAUGAUUAUUAGCAGGGUAUUCAUCUGCAUCUUUUUGUGUACGAUGCAAAGAGUAGGUAUAACCGUAUAACUUACCGGAAUAGCACGAAAAAUCGCCCUACGUCAAAUUCUUCAGCUUAGCUACUGCGUCAUCUGACUCAAUUGUGAAUCAAUCGACUCAAGAAGCUCCGACAAAAGAUUGUUUGUGGAAGAAGCUCGGACAUGUCACUCACGUCCUUGUUUGUAUUGUACAUUAGUGGUUUCAGCUGUACACCACCCUAGAGCAGGAUCGACAUUAUACAUCAUCAAAUUCAUUUAAAAGUGUUGUAAAAUACAAUGCAUUCAUCCCUCCCUUGAGAUAUGUUCUCCAUGUAUCAAUGCAGGAAAAAGGAAAAAGAAACAGUUGAUUGCAUGUGUUGUAAGAAAGUUGUGCAGUGGUUUUGAUAC
Molecule: messenger RNA, 2645 nt
Organism: Salvia miltiorrhiza (redroot sage)
Lineage: Eukaryota; Viridiplantae; Streptophyta; Magnoliopsida; Lamiales; Lamiaceae
Product: protein ESMERALDA 1-like
Exons: 10
Coding region: 399-2081 (560 amino acids)
Source: RefSeq, a predicted model, not a curated record